Schistosoma rodhaini is the source of this 3961-nucleotide messenger RNA. The record is from the annotation of a GenBank genome assembly. Lineage: Eukaryota; Metazoa; Platyhelminthes; Trematoda; Strigeidida; Schistosomatidae.
GAAUUUCCUGGCUAGGUCACGAUUCGAAAGCGGACUCAUUGACAUCGUGCCAACCAGUACACUUGUUGACCACAAUGCUCCUGGAGCCAUCCUUAUAUUCUAUUAAUAGUAUACUCAUCUUAGAUAGUGAAGGGAAGCGCAUUUUAGCGAAGUAUUAUGACUCAUCGUUUCCAUCUGUUAAGCUCCAACUGGAAUUCGAGUCGAAACUAUUCAAGAAAACAAGCAAAACUAACGGUGCGGAAAUCACGUUGCUGGACGGCGCGACAUGUGUUUAUCGUAACGUAGGCGAUCUUUACUUUUAUGUCGUUGGGGAUGCUAACGAAAAUGAAUUAUUACUCGUCAGUGCCCUUCAGUGCUUGUACGAUUCUGUCAGCCAAGCUCUGAAACGAUCAGUUGAAAAGAAAACACUGAUGGAUAAUCUAGAUUUAAUUUUCCUUAUAGUUGAUGAACUGUGUCAUAAUGGCAUACUGUUAGAGUCCGACGCAACUGCGUUGGUGUCUCGAGUUGGUGCAAGGACAGAUGAUAUCCCACUUGGAGAGCAAACCGUCGCACAGGUAAUUUUAGCUCUUUUAUGUCAGUAUCCACGUUUGGCAGAUCAGUCUGUUUACCAUAAGUUCGUUGUGGAUGUACCUUUGAGUGCGAUUUCUUCUGUCACUACUUUUGCGUAACUUGGUCUCAUAUACUUAUAUGGAGUGAAAUAAGUUUUAAUAUACAAAGACUGAUGAGAUAUGAUAUGCUGUUAAACGCUAAUGGCUGUUUAUCUGUUAAACAACCUACAAAGUUUUAUUGCAGUGAAGAGUCACCAAUGUAUUCACGGAACGUUUCUAGUUUGGUUUUCUACUCACUUAUCUGUCAACUGUUACUGGUGCAGAUUCACAACAAACGUUACUUCUUUCAUAAGGAAUGUAUUGAAUAAGUGUACCAGUUCUAGAGUUUAGAAAUAAUUGUUUGAGACACAUUUCUACCGAAAAACUGCCAUAACGUUUUCCUGUAACAAGCGCAAGUUUGUUCGCUGACUAGAUCACAAUCAUUCAUCAUUAACGUGAAGCGUAGCACAGAUGCGCGUUGAGCAAAGUUCCCAUCUCACAUUAGUACAAACUUGAACAACUGAAGUACAAUCCCACCUUGCUGUGUUCAUUUUAUUGGAUAGUUUUAGUCAACUUCCUUUAAAAUCAAAAUACAUAAGAUUUUUCUUUUCCACAACAUACAGGCUAUCCAAAAUGCAAAAGAACAAAUACGCAUGUCUUUAAUCAAAUAGUUCAGUGAAAUGGACAUAUAUUAUUCAUUUUUAUUGUUUUUUUGAUGGGGCAAUAUGGGUUAGUAAUUGAGUAUCAGCUUUUGUAUCUACUCCAACAUUUGUCACAUUACAGUUGUUGAUAUUUAACAAGUCUUCUCUCACAUAUCCUGACCGCUGCUGGUAAAUAUUUACAAGCUAACUAUAUCAUCAAGCCUUAUUUUGUUGUGUGUAAUAGUAAAUCUGGAGUUCGUGAAGUACAUCUCAAAUCAUUUGGUAAACAAUUCAUGGUAAAGGAUGAGCUCUACAAUAUGGGAUGUCGCAAAAUCAAAAGUUUUUAGCUGGGUAUAUCACUUAAGUCUUUUCAGUGCAUAUCCAUUCUUCUUUUUUUUACUUUUCUCAAUGCAUGUUUGAUGAGUAACCCCGCUGACGCUCAAGCACUAUCCGGAGUAGUGUUGAGCCUUAGAACACCGUUAAAAGUAUGUAAAUAACCAUAAUCCCUACUAUGUGUUGGGAUUCGUCAGUGAUUUAGUUCUCUACUGAAAGAUGAAGUUAGAAACUCGAGCAACGAGUUUUUUUUUAUAUCCGAAUAAAGUUAAACACACCCUUCUUGAUAUUUGACCACAGAUGCCUUAGAAAUAUUGCUCGCAUCUGCUGGGAUAACCGGGUAAGUAAUAGUGAGGUUAGACGCAGGGUAUUAGGGAACGAUGGUAAAUCAAUUGAUGAGGUGAUGAAUCUUCAUCGACUGAGAUGGUUGGGCCAUGUGUUACGUAUGCCUGAACACCGAUUACCACGACGCGCUAUAAUGACUAGUACUGGGGAUUGUUGGAAGAGAGUUAGGGGUGGCCAAACCGAAACAUGGCAUCAGUGCUUGAAGUCACUAACUUCGAGUCUGAGCCAUGUUGGCAGAUACAGAUUACCUGGUUGGGGUCUGCGUGACUAUCGUAACCAGUGGUUGGAGACUCUAGGUGACAUGGCUCAGAAUCAAUCACAAUGGCGUAGGUGUAUACACUCUUUAUCUUCCCUUAAACCUUGAGACUAAAAUUGCUUCAUAUCUCUCUUCCUUCCUGUACUAUAUCCUUAUAUACAACCUAUAAUUUAUAUACUACUACCACCAGUAAAUUAAUUACUUUUAUGAAUCCGGUGUUCAUCUUGUUGUGCUAACGAGGUAUGGCAACUUGGACCGAUGCAUAAAUGUGCCUGGUCCUACGUUGUAGCUGACUGACUGUUGAUAUCCUACUCCAAAAAAUUAAAUCUUGAAAUCCGAACUACAGGAAAUUAAAUUUUUUUUGCUUAGCUACAACUUUUCCCGGUUUGUGGUUACUCAUCAUUAAUAGCCAUUCUAAAGACUUGGUUUCACUAUGGAAAUAUGUUAAAAUGUGUUCACACAAUGAAAGCUGAAGACGCACUUGCUAGUUAGUAUAGAGUAAUUUGAAUGAAACAAGAUUAGUGUAUGCAUCAUUUGACUACGAAACGUCGAAUUCGGCCGGUUAUAACUUUUUUUCUAACGAAGCCUUUGUUGUCUAUGUUACGCAUAUCAAAAGUGCUUACGCCUGUUCCCACUUGUGGGGGAACAUAGGCUGCCCACCAGCACCCUCCAUAGUAUUUUGUCCUGGACAACCCUUUCCAGUUGCCAUUCAUUUUUUGACGUCUGUUUCCGAUUUCCGACGUGAUGUGUUCCUUAGUCUUUCUCUUUUCAUUUUCCCUUCAGAAUUCUAAGUUAGCGCUUGCUUCGUGAUACAAGCGCGACAAUUCAUAUAGGUGCAUGUGAUUUCCAUGUCAAAAGUAAUUGAUCUUAAAACUUUAGCACUAGUGUAAUGUACAAAAUCCUAUUGAUUUAUAAACAGGUUAAGUUACGUCGUGGAUAAUGAGUACACUUCAGAGGUGAAAGAAAAAGAUCCAUUUAGAAUAAACAUAUUUACCAAGUUCACACACAAAAAACAACGAAAUGACAUUUUAUUGUUGACUAGAGGUAACACGCAAUAAAUGGAUAUUCCUGAACGAGUUACCAGGUGUAGUUAAAACAUCGGCUUUGAGGCCAUAUUUCUUGAACAAAACUGAGAUGUCUGUAAAGGAACUGCUAUACGUAAGCUUUCCUAAAUGAGGUUACCUUCGAUUUUCAAAAGAAAGAAGUAAAGAUGCAUUGUUGUUUACUCUUAGUUGUAAAGUUGCAGUCUUCAAAAACGGUUCAUAUACUAAAAAUGAACCUAGUAUGACGGACUUACCUUCCUUAUCAUACAAACAAUCAGAUGCUAAAAUGAUAUCGAAGAACCCACCUGACCAAUCGAGAGGAUAAUUCCAAUCUAAUGGAGUAAAAUCAUAAUUUUUGAUUCCAUUCAGCUGAGCAUUAAGAUGUAGUGUAUCCGAACAUGUCAAAUCUUUAUCAGUGAAUCGAACAUGAAGAGCACCGAGAAGAGCUGCAGUAAUUCCACAAAGUCCUGUGCCAGCACCAAGCUAUAAUAUAUCAGUGUUAUUGAACAAAACCUAACUUCGAGAACUCGAAGCCCUCUGACUUUUUCAGGAUACUUUACCAAAAAAUCAGACAAGGCUUCUGCACACUUCCAGGUAUAGUGACCAUAACCCAAAAAAGAGUUCACUAAAAUAAAUUACGUUAAUACGAUCGUACCUGAUGUACAUAUUUGUACCUUGAUCCCUUGAAAUUGAAAUAUCUGUCUGUUAGUAUCGACCUAUAAUACAAGUAAAUAGUAUAUGGCUUUUAGUUCGGUG